UUGGACGCAGUCCACUAUUUGCACGAUUUACUAUAAAAUAUUUAGCGUCGUGGGUGCAACAACUUCACAAAUCUGUUGUCGCGGCGGAAAGCAUCCGCACUCAGGGCGGUCUUUUUAAGAGAGAGACAUAAGAUACUGUUCUUCCUCCCCUAAAACAAUAUUAGGAAAAGGGCUGAUAUGAAGAACUCUAGUAUGUGGCGGGAUGUCACGCCAAACCCUGACACUAGCCAGACCUCACACGUGAUUAGUCAGUGAUGGACUGCUCUCCUUCUCUUCUUUGCUCCACAUUCGCCAUGCAAUACUGAACACGCGAACUCGUUAAAAAUAAAAGCUCCAAAGACGAUUUUUUUUCCAUCCUUCGAAGUUCAAUAAUUUCGCCUUCUUCAUUUCACCGCGAUCCGAUUCAGUAGACAUCUAUGAAGCGCAGGAGAUACCAGUGCUGUUUCAGUUUCAUUUCUUUGCUAUGCUUCGUUCUAACGGACUUGGUGACCGGUACGAGCUUGAUGAAAAGAAUCCGGGAAAAACAGACUGUUGACAAUGUUGUUAUGAAAGGAUUAGAAAUGACGAGCGAGAACUGGAUAGAAGUGCCGCAACCUGUCCAGGACGUUCUGAUGUCCAUUGAUGACAAGUUGAGAAGUUUGGAUACUUUCGGCUACACUUUGAAAUUGGCACGGCUGGAUUUUUCCCUGGAGCAGCUAGUUAGACGCAUGGAGAAUAUAGAAACAAAAUUGGGAAGCCUCGAAACGAAAUUCGAUGUGCGAAUGAUUAAAGUGGAAGAAGUUGUAGUUAGUAAGGACAUUAAAGAAGAAUUUUCGAACGAGCAUUUAAAUCGACGAAUGGAAAGUUUAAACGAAAAAAUAAAUAACAAAGCUGCAUACUUAGAUGCGAAAUUGGAUAUAAAAUUCGAGCGAGUGCUGAACAAACUAGAAUUGUUGGAGAGGGAGUUGCACAGCACCGUUGGCGAUAUUUUGGAACGACUCAUAAGAAAUGAAGAGAGGCACGCGAUGAUGGAGAGUGAAUUGGCAAAGAAAGAAGAAAAAUUGGAAGAAAUUUGCAUGAAUAUGAAUGACUAUCAUCAACUACUUAAGAAUGAAUUAUUAACAAUCAUUACAAAGAAUUACGAGGACCACAAUUUACAGCUGAAAAGUAUUGACGUGUUACUCAAAAAUAACGAAAAUAAAAGUGAAAAGGCAUUAACGGAUUUGCAAACAACUGUCUCAGGUACGAAAGAUCGAAUGUUAACGAUGCUUCAAGACAGUCAUAAGAAAAUUGACAACCUAUCAGAGAGUUUUAACCAUGGCGAAAGAAGCAGAAGCAUUGACAUGUGUGAAGUCAAUACAGCCGUAACACAAGAACAACUGGAAAAUUUGACUGUUGUCUUACAAAAGGCUCUGACAGUUGGAGAAACAAAAUUUCAAGAGCUUGACUCUGAUGUAGAACUUUAUACAAAAAAGGUAGUGAAUGGAAUUCAAGAGCUGUGGAAAACGUCGGAUGAACUGAAAUUAGACUUAUCGAACACAUUAGAACAGGGAAGCAGAACAAGAGAUUUCGUACGAAGAGAAUUCCAAAGACUCCAUGAGCAAAUUGAACCAUUGCCAAAUUUAGAGCCAAAAAUUUCGAACAUUAGCGAAGAUUUAGAUAAAAAAGUUGUCGAACUUAGUAACACAGUUGACAGUAGUUUUUCUACACUGUUGGUAGCACAAAAUACAUUUAUCGACUCGUGCAGACGGAUACAGGAAGAAGAAACCCACAUCUAUGACAUCCUACAACAGAUAGUGUACGAAAUGCGAAAUCGAUCAAUUGCUGACAUACACAAGAUCAGCUCAGAGCUUCAGACUCAAAGUUUGCAGUUUAACAAAUCACUUGCGAAUGUUUUGACGACAGUGUUGCUUACUGGUAACAUUACUACAAACGCUAUGAACGAACUGCUUGAACAGCUACGCCAGAGGGAUCAAUGCAUAGUGUUAAAAAUGGAAAGCUUUAAUUACAAAACAAUGGAAUCCGUCUGCAAGCAAUUAUCUCUUGAUGUGGAGACAUCUCGAAGUGACGAGAGUGAGAGUAAAUAUGAAAAUGAAGAUAUUAGUGACGAUACAAUGCCUGACCAUUCAAUGCUUAAAAAUAGGCAAGUUUACGACAAGGAUUCUCAACAAAGUGACUCUUUUCACGUCAAUGAUUACGACAUGGAUUACCAAUUGUCAGACGCAGAGUAUAAAGAAGAUACAUAAAAAUAUGGAAGUGAAUGUGCUUAGCAUAAAUCUCAAUAAUAAAUUAAUCAUGUUAAUUUGCAACUUUAAAGAAUGAAAAAAGUGAAGAUGGAACGUUUUCGUACUUGAAUGUUAGAAAAUUCUUAUACAUGUGUACUGUUCUUAAUAAAAAGAAAUUCAAAGCAAAAAUUUGUUUAUGUCAUUACAAAACUGGAAACAAGAAAAUGUAUUACUUCAUAACAAGGUUACUUCGU
This is a messenger RNA of Uloborus diversus, 2458 nucleotides long. RefSeq names its product myosin heavy chain, non-muscle-like. NCBI's taxonomy places the organism in Eukaryota, Metazoa, Arthropoda, Arachnida, Araneae, Uloboridae. The transcript is spliced from 2 exons. Bases 417 to 2225 code for a protein of 602 amino acids. The record is from RefSeq and is a predicted model, not a curated record.